This is a messenger RNA of Penicillium cosmopolitanum, 912 nucleotides long. Its product is annotated as EAF7 family protein. Gene Ontology annotation, cellular component: nucleus; NuA4 histone acetyltransferase complex. Bases 1 to 912 code for a protein of 303 amino acids. Gene Ontology annotation, biological process: regulation of transcription by RNA polymerase II. The record is from RefSeq and is a predicted model, not a curated record. Lineage: Eukaryota; Fungi; Ascomycota; Eurotiomycetes; Eurotiales; Aspergillaceae. The transcript has 5 exons.
AUGCCUCCUCGUAAGAAAACGAAGCGCGCACAUUCCAACUCUCCCCUUGAAGAUACCGCGCCACUAUCCAGCGCCAACACACCCGGUUCGAGCGACAGCGCCGAGAAGCCCGAUGAACCCGAGUACGACCUGAUCAGUGACCCUUGGACGGACGAGCAAGAAACUGCACUUUUGAAGGCAAUUAUAAAAUGGAAGCCAGUCGGCGUACAUAAGCAUUUUCGCAUGCUCGCGAUCUCAGAAUACUUGCGGAGUCAAGGGUAUGCACCAUAUAAUGCUGAUCAUAUGCGCAUUCCCGGAAUAUGGAAGAAAUUGGGCUCCUUGUACAACCUCGAAGCUCUCGAUGAACGGGAGGAUUCUGUUAUCACCGAUGCGAACGAAGAUGAUGAAGAACCGAGUGAAAUGUACUGCCCGUUCGAGCUUCCGUACGAUGAAUACGGCGACAUGAUGUUCGAGAAACGACUCGCCCUGGAGGGUUCUUCUUCACCCAUCACCAGUCCCCAUCCUGAAUCCAGACGAGGAAGCACCGUCGCUGACACAGAUGAGCCACGCUCCUCACCCGCACCCUCACGAGGUCGCAAAUCAGACCGCGGUACUCGCCAAGCCGGACGAGCAACACGAUCUACCAGGCUACAGGUGGAAAUUGGAACUGAUAGCCAAGGGAAGGCCUCCGACGAAGAUAUGGAGGAUGCUGAGUCUGCCGAAGAAUCAGCUGCCAACGAUGAGGAGGGUGAGGCCGAGGGCGAAGGUGAAGGCGAGGGCGACGGUGAGGAGGAGGAAGAGGAGGAUGAAGAAGUGAAGGAAAAAGCGGAUCACGAAGCACCCGGGCAAAGACUUCAAGAUCCAAGCAAAAGGACAAGAAAACUCCGAGCACAGGAACGCGCAGGACCGCUCGUCGCCGCUGAUAUGAGGUGA